UCUGAAGAAAGUUUCUUACAGCAAAUCUUCGAAGGUAGAUUGGUAUGUCCAACUGAUGGAGCAAAUGGAGAAAGAACCAAUAAAGGAAGCAUCAGUAGAAGUAUCUCGCGAGUUCAAAACCCUAAUCAACUCUCAGCAUUUGGAUUCCCUCAAGCAAAUGCAGAAUCUCAUAUUGGGAAGGUUACAAGAUAGCAACGCUGUACUGUCACAUUUUAACGAGUACUCAGAUAACUCUUUUGCCGAGGUUUCUGGAGACUUUUCCAGAAAUACACGAGUGUUGAAGUCUAUGAAAACAGAUCUUGAUUAUGUAUUUCUGAAGCUAAGGAGCAUGAAAUCGAGAAUUUUGGCUACCUAUCCAGAUGCAUUUCCAACUGAUUCGGAAAGAGAAUUACUCGACCGUAGACCAGACUUGGAAACACCUCAGUAAUGUAUACUAAUAAGAUACCUAUUGGAUUGUAAAAUAUAGGUGAAAACCAUGUAAUUACUUUUUGUCUAAACUCUUCUGUUCAUAAUUCUUAACAAGCUAGUCAUUGGUUUUAUAUAUU
Messenger RNA from Humulus lupulus (European hop), 545 nucleotides. RefSeq names its product kxDL motif-containing protein LO9-177-like. NCBI's taxonomy places the organism in Eukaryota, Viridiplantae, Streptophyta, Magnoliopsida, Rosales, Cannabaceae. The record is from RefSeq and is a predicted model, not a curated record. The transcript is spliced from 3 exons. Gene Ontology annotation, cellular component: BORC complex. Gene Ontology annotation, biological process: lysosome localization. Bases 56 to 427 code for a protein of 123 amino acids.